UCUCCCCGCCGCGCUCCCCACAUGCGAGUGGACGACGUGAAGCCGGCUGCUGCUCUUCCUGCCGCUCCCGUUCCCGCUCCUGCGGCUGCCGGCGGGCCAGCGCUUCCCCCCGCUCCGGCUGCUGCACCUGUGCCCGGCCCCGGAGCUGCACCGCGGCUUCUCCUCGCCAUGUGGGACUAGGAGGGGUGCGGCGUUCUCCUCGGUGAACAUGGAUGCGGCGGGCAGGGCCGGCGGAGGGGAGCAGAGCCAUCCCGGCAGCGGCGGGGACGCCCCCGGGGACACGUCCAUGGACCGCUACCUGCGAUCUCAGGGCUUGUACAGGAAGAAGGUGGCCAAGGAUGGGUCCUGCCUUUUCAGGGCUGUGGCCGAGCAGGUGUUGCACUCUCAGUCUCGGCACAUUGAUGUUAGAAUGGCUUGUGUAGACUAUCUUCGGAAAAAUAGGGAGAAAUUUGAAGCGUUCAUAGAGGGGCCAUUUGAAGAUUAUUUAAAAAGUUUGGAAAACCCACAGGAAUGGGUUGGACAAGUAGAAAUAAGUGCCCUUUCUCUUAUGUACAAGAAAGAUUUCAUAAUAUACCAGGAGCCAAAUGCUUCUCCCUCACGUGUAACUGAAAAUGGCUUUUCUGAUAAGGUAUUGCUGUGCUUCUCAAAUGGAAACCACUAUGAUAUUGUGUAUCCCAUAGAGUAUGCAGAGAAGGCUGCUCUGUGCCAGUCUCUGCUGUAUGAGUUGCUCUAUGAGAGGGUGUUCGAUAUGGAUGUAAAAAAAAUCAUGGCAGAACUUAGUGCUAUUGGUGUGACAGAGGAAAGUAAUGGGAGCAGUGAAGUGUCGGCUUCGGAUUCAGAAGAUGACAACUACAGAAGUAAAGCUACAACAGUUAGUGACAUGAACGGAAUGAAGUCGCUUUCUGGCAACAAGCACCUUGAGAGCAAUGGGAAUCCCACCUCGUUGGCGUUGCCUAAAAAGGUUCUGAAAUCACUUGACCCCUUCGUUUACAGAAACGUUGAAUACGAUGUUUGGCUCCGAUCCAAAUGGGAUCAGCAAAAACAAGAUUUCUCUAUUGCUGCUGGCAUGCAAUACUCCAUUGGAGAUAAAUGUAAAGUGCGCUUAGAACAUAAUGGGAAAUUUUAUAAUGCCCAUAUUCAAGAAGUUUUUUCAGAGAAUGGGCCAGUUGUUGUAUUUGUAGAAGAGCUUGGAGCAAAGCAUGCUGUCUCACUGAAGAGCCUUAAACCUCUUCCACAGACCUCUCCUAUGGAGGGCUGGAACACUGUGCCAGGGAAGAAGAUAAAAAAGUUUUACCCAACAUGGGGGCAGAAUGCUCAGCCUGAUGCAGAGUGCAGAGGGCCAAAGAAUCAGAACAAGUCAAUCAAACCCCAGUCAGCACUACCUCCUCGACUUCAGCAUACUGUGGGAACCAGGCAGCACCAGUUCUUGUGUUCUGGGCCCCAACCUCAUCAGACCUCAACUGAGCAAAAAGCUCCGGGCAGGAAUCCUUCCCAGUCUGCAAGGAAAGCGGAGCGUGAGCGAAGUGAGGAGCUGAGCCAUGGCAGCAGGGACUGUAACUACUUUGGGCUGUCUCCGGAGGAGCGCAGGGAGAAGCAGGCCAUAGAGGAGUCUCGUUCCCUUUAUGAGAUCCAGCAGCGAGAUGAACAAGCUUUUCCAGCUCUUUGCAAUAACCAGUCAGUCUGUCAGGCUGCUACACAGACUGUGGAUAAUGUAAACCAGAAAAAGUUCUCAAAUAGUGAAAGAAGAAACAGCAAGUGUACAGCAGAGGUAGAAGAGCAGAAGGAGAAAGGUAAAACUAAAUGGCUUUUUUUUUUUUUUUUUUUUUGAUUGCUUGGCUUUGUUGCCAGCCACAGAAUUUAUUCCAGAUGGGGCAUCUGUUUAGGCAAUGAGUGGAAAGUUAUCCUAAGUAGCAGUACCAAACUAAACUGGGCUGGAGGCAGCAAGGGUGUGGUUUGUGAGGAAAGUACAUUUCCCUGCUUGGUGGUUGUGGCUGAGAGUAAACUCUUGGCUGGGAUUUUUGUAGUAAAUGGGAAGAGAAGUGAGAGAAACUAAAAGACUUAUCAGAGCUACCCUAAAUUAGAUAGUUUUGAAAUUCUAGAGUGUGUGGCAGAAAGCGCCAAUGGGGAAGGAUUAAGAGUUAUUAAAAAUAAAGUUAGGAAAGCAGGUAAAAGUAUUCACUGUGGCAUGGUUAAGAAUUAGCA
This is a messenger RNA of Cinclus cinclus, 2202 nucleotides long. RefSeq names its product OTU domain-containing protein 4-like. Gene Ontology annotation, biological process: protein deubiquitination; negative regulation of interleukin-1-mediated signaling pathway; regulation of protein K48-linked deubiquitination. Bases 209 to 1828 code for a protein of 539 amino acids. The transcript has 15 exons. Gene Ontology annotation, molecular function: cysteine-type deubiquitinase activity; K63-linked deubiquitinase activity. The record is from RefSeq and is a predicted model, not a curated record. NCBI's taxonomy places the organism in Eukaryota, Metazoa, Chordata, Aves, Passeriformes, Cinclidae.